CAUAAAAAUUUUUAUUGGUUUCUGUUCAAUCCCAAAAAACUGAGACAUCUCACGAAGGAGUGCGUUAAAGACACAUAUAUAACACAUGCUGAGAUCUUCAUAUGUUUAAACCAGAACAAUUACCAGUACCUUUAAAGUGUGUAUGCCGGGUAUGUAGUUCCAACCAUUAGGAACUCGAGAUAUGUAAGCUCGAGUACAGAUGGCCUGGUAAAGCUGAACUCAUCGAAUUUACACAUAGCACGCGUUUACAUUGAAUUUAUAUUUCGCUUGGUGUAAAAGAAAAGUGGUUGCAUGUGCUGGUGUGUAGCGGGUUCAAAAGAAAGGUGUCCAAAAUAUCCCGCUGUGUGAUCUCAGUCGAUUAUUAUAAUCAAAACUGAGAAGAUAUCAACAAAUACACGCAGUACUAAGGGAGGAACAUUAUAUCGCUGUACAAUGGAAGCGGUGUGGAACUCAAGACUGAGUCCGACCAUGAGGAGAGACUGGGACUCGUAUUGUAACAAUAACGAAUCAUUUACGGGAGGAUCCCUGCCCGCCAUGCUGCUUCAGUAUAUCCAAAUGAUUCCCGAGUGUGGAGAUUCCUUUCAUCUCACGGACAUUAAACGGUUUUUGUGCUUUAACAUAUUGGUCCAUUUGUUCGUAAACGGUUUGUUCAAAGAUUCCCCUUCCAUUCUAAGAGCAAUUAUUCACGCCGGCAUUCUGAUGAUACAAACAUUUAUACUGGACUUGAUAGGUUUUUUUGACUGGUUCGAUGCAUUCACCUAUGGUUUUGAACAUUCCCAAAUUUUAAGGAACCAGGUCAUCUUCUUCCUGCUCUUGUCUUUUAAACUCCUUAGUACGUUUAGAUGCAACACUAUCAUGGACAAUUUAUACGAUCGGGCAAUAUGUGUUCUUUUCAUACUUGGCGGCUCAAUUUGUGUUUACAUAUAUCCUGUGGGUUUUGUACGCCGACAGGAUAUAGACGAAGAUACUUACCGGUUGCUUACGCGUGUUCUUGGUGUAAUAUGGGCAGUACCUACCGCAGUGUAUAGCUUAGCGUGUGCUCAUUUUUACUUCGUAACGGAACCCACUUUGGAUCUGGAGGACGGUAAGAAUUGCUAUGUCGCGUCCGCUACUAUAUGCAUAGAAAGCACAGUCAAGACUAUGUAUUUUGACAUGCGCAGCUCUGUUGAGAAUGAACAAAUGAGGAGGAAAAUAACAAAAGCGUUUGAAAUGGACCCUGGAACAAAAAUGCGUUUUAAGUACAAGGGACAGGAGCUUGACAAUUUUAAGCGCAUAUUUUUAGAUUUCGAUCCGUUUGUCGACGUGGAAAUACACGUUAUCAUUCUACAUAAGCUAAAAGUAAGAUAUUUCGGUAACCAGUUCGUUAAAGUCUACUGUGGACGAGAUGAUUUGAUAUCACGGCUUAACACAAAUAUUGCUGAAACUUUACAAAUACCAAGAGCGUUGGUUCGACUGAUGCAGAAUAAAACGAAAUGUGAAGAACACAGAACAUGUGCCGAUUACGGCCUUACUGGGUGCUCUGAUACCCAUAUUGAACCAAAUUCCAUAGCCAUACAGCUUGACAGCGGACUGAUUCACAAGGAAGACAUAAAUAUAAAAGCCAGCUUAGGUGAUUACUUGAAGGCCCUUCACCUCGAAAACUUUAGAUCACUAGAUGUUUUUGCAAUACAUUCAGAAACUCAAGAAAGUCAAGGAAACCUGGAUCCGGCCACGCCCCUGUAUAACUUUGUAAAUCCUGAUGCUGAUAUCCCCACACGGAUCUUGGUUAUGCACGGUGUCAUUCGGGUUCAACUAACUUUCCCGUCACCCGAGCUAAGGUACCUUCCUAGUCAGAAACACUGCCUUGUUCACGUAGAGUCAACAAUAGGAGCCUUGAGAAGGCGCUUAAGAGCCAGUCACAUUGUAUUUGACAAUAAGGACCUUUCUGAUGAUGCCACUAUUGCCGAAUGUGGACUGACAGACGAUGCGUUAUUAUUUAACGACUCGACCCAGAAAUUCUCCGUAUCGACCCCGGAGGGGAACAAUCAGUUUUUCAAGUUAAGAGUGAGCAGUACUGUUAGGGACCUCAAAGAAAAAAUACAUGCAAAGACGAAUAUUAAUCUCGAAGAGCAAAAUUUAACCUACAAUGGGGAAACGCUGGAAAACGACAAAAGGCUUUUUGACUAUAAGAUCUAUGGAUGUGGCCAAUCGAUAACUCUGUCGAAACAAAGUCUGAGCGUCGUAGUUUCUCUCCCUGGCAACAAUUCCACCACAGUCAAAUUUCAACUGCAUGAUACGGUUCAGACGCUAAAGCGCUCUAUUCAUGAGAAAACUGAAAUAUCGCCAGAAGAGCAGAGACUUUACCUGGACUCUCGCGAGAUCUUUGACGACAGUGUUCUCUCCGAGGUAGGGUUAACAUCCGAUAAAUCCAUCACGUUAAAGAAAAGAAAAGCCCUUAAGUUGAAGGAGGAGUGGAGGCAAAAAAGCAUACGCUGGAAAAAGAAAUUUGAAGAUUUUGUUCAGUUAACUGAAGAUGACUUUGAGGACGUUGCUGGGCUUUACUUGUGUACCAAAGACCCGAAAUUCCGUAUCAGCAGCGGAAGCGAAAGCACAGAAGUGUAUUUAGGCCUUCUAGGCGACGGGACCGAGGUUGCCGUUAAACGGUAUUUGAUAACGAGCUGGACCCUGGAUAACGAGCUGGACCUGCUGUUAGUGCUGGACCACCCACGCAUCGUGCGCUACCGGAUCGUGGUUCCCGACAAAUCCUUUGCCUAUCUGGUGCUAGAAUUGGGGGAAUACACACUAAAGGAGUACAUUGAGAUCUUAAAACGUAGCAAUCGUUUGAAAGAAAAAGGUCCAACGCUCGUUCGUGAGAUUAUGGAAGGAUUAGAUGUACUGCACAGUUCUGAGCGGAAAAUACUGCAUAGGGACUUAAAGCCUCAGAACGUGCUUAUUGACUGCAAAGGACAUGCGAAAUUGGCCGACUUUGGAAUCGGUAGGAGACUGAACGCCGACCAGAGCACUUUAGUCACAGAGGCAGCUGGAACUCUGCGUUGGCAGGCAAAGGAGACAAUAGUUAAUUCACAGACAGCGCCAUACCGCAGCAGGACAGAUAUCCAGACAGCAGGAAUGUUGAUGUACUAUAUCCUAUCUGGAGGACAUCAUCCUUUCGAUCAAAACAACGAUUCCGACCUAUACUUCGUCAGGCAGAACAUUGUCACCGGAAACUAUGACGUAUCACAGCUUGCAGACGACAUUGCAUGUGAUCUGAUAGAAUGGAUGUUAGCGCCUAAUCCUGAAGACAGACCAUAUUCAAGGGACGUUUUGAUACACCCAUUUUUCUGGGAUACAGAAAGCCAGUACAAGUUUGUUCUAGCAGUUGGAGACGAGAAGGAAGUAAAGGAAAGUUCCAGAAACCGUGCCCAUCCCGUGGUACAAGGCAUCGACAACAUAACGCCGACAUGGCCAGCUGGUGGCACUCAAUGGCAACAGUGUAUAGAGCCCGCACUGGUUUCCGCAAUGACAGCUAGGCGGCCCUACGGAAGCGGCAUAUGUGAUUUGUUGAGGUUUAUUAGAAAUGUGGACGUUCACCUGAAAGAUAAGCCUCUUUCAUUGCAGCAGACGAUCGGCCAGCCGAUAGAGUAUUUCACUAAGUGUCUUCCGUUUGAUACGUUGUUUAUGGGGCUGUACAAAGUUUUAAGGAGUACCCGAAACUCCGCAGACGACUGGACUGUGCGGCCAUCUUUCAAAGACAGUUUCCAUGCACAAAAUUCGCACAUUUGAGAGACAAGCAUUUUCAUGUUAAGAAUCGGGGAAAAGCUUUGUGAUUUAUGAUUCAGUCUCAAAAAGUGCAGUUUUAUUUGUCAGCGAGUCAAUCUGUUUGCUAUUAUAAUACACAAGGGUGUAUUUGGCGGGAGAUUUAAGGUUAAUUUCCCUUAAGUACUACUA
Messenger RNA from Lingula anatina, 3927 nucleotides. RefSeq lists its product as uncharacterized. Gene Ontology annotation, molecular function: RNA endonuclease activity; ATP binding; protein serine/threonine kinase activity. Gene Ontology annotation, biological process: mRNA processing; intrinsic apoptotic signaling pathway in response to endoplasmic reticulum stress; protein phosphorylation. Gene Ontology annotation, cellular component: IRE1-TRAF2-ASK1 complex. The record is from RefSeq and is a predicted model, not a curated record. NCBI's taxonomy places the organism in Eukaryota, Metazoa, Brachiopoda, Lingulata, Lingulida, Lingulidae.